This is a messenger RNA of Raphanus sativus (radish), 369 nucleotides long. RefSeq names its product DNA repair protein recA homolog 3, mitochondrial-like. Bases 1 to 369 code for a protein of 122 amino acids. Gene Ontology annotation, biological process: DNA repair. The transcript has 3 exons. The record is from RefSeq and is a predicted model, not a curated record. Lineage: Eukaryota; Viridiplantae; Streptophyta; Magnoliopsida; Brassicales; Brassicaceae. Gene Ontology annotation, molecular function: ATP binding; single-stranded DNA binding.
AUGGGCGAAUGCUCAUAUGGUUAUCCAAACCAGCUUGAUGAGCCAAAGCAUAAACUGAGGCACUCUUUGUCGUUAUCGCUGACACUUAUCAUCUUUAUAAGUCUGGUCAAGAAAGGUGAAGAUGUGAUCCAAAGCUGGUCACAAGUUUUGACUUUAAUGUUGCCUUUACUUAACUGGGCUUUCAUGUAUGUUAUAACGGGAAGGCAAGUUGGUGUAAAGAUAGUGGAGAACAAACGCGCAUUGCCGUUUAGAACAGCUCAGUUUGAGCUCGAGCUCGAGUUCGAGAAAGGAAACUGCAAGGUCACUGAGAUAAUCGAACUGAGCAUUAAGCACACGUUCAAUGCCUAUACGGAACAUUCUACAAUCUAA